AUGCGGCUCUACCUGAUCCGUCACGGCGAGACCGUGGACAAUGUUGCUCAGCUCUACUCGGGCUCGCGCGACUGCGUCCUGUCCUCGCACGGCGUGUCCCAAUGCCGGCGCCUCGCCUCGUACCUCGCCGAGCGCUUGCCAGCCAGCGGAAUCCACAUCUUCUCGUCCGACCUACAGCGCGCUGCCAAGACGGCCCAGUCCAUCUGCGACGCGAGGGGGAAGGACGAGGUGGUUUUGCAGCUGCCUGAGCUCCGCGAGCAGCACUUUGGCAGUGGCGAGGGCACGAAGUACACCCUUGCUCAGCCCUUGGAGGGUGUCGAGACGCAAGAGGAUAUGCGGACUAGGGUGGACAGGUUCCUCAAGGAUCAAUUGCUCCCACUUUUGACUCCCCAGAACGAUAUCCCCGUUGUCAUUGUCGCUCACGGCAUCCUUCUUAGUGUCCUGUUCCGUCGUCUAGGCGAGCACCUCCCCCGUGGUGCCGUCGCCGUGACCAAAGAGGCCGAAGGCGGCCACCCACCCUUCGCAUACAUCAACGACGUACCCGCGCUCGUUGUAUGGAGCAACACUGGCUACAUUGAAGCUGAGGUGACCCCUACUGCUGCGGCAGACUGGUCGUCGGUGAAGCUUCAAAUCGAGCGUAUCAACUCGGUUGAUCACCUUACAGGUCUGCACAAGACCCGCGGCGGCAUUGGCAGCGCUGCCUUCGACGAGAAGCAGAAAACGAUGGACUCGUUUCUCGCUCCCAAGAAGACAGACGUUUCCGAUGCCCCGCAAUAG
This is a messenger RNA of Clonostachys solani, 777 nucleotides long. The record is from the annotation of a GenBank genome assembly. Lineage: Eukaryota; Fungi; Ascomycota; Sordariomycetes; Hypocreales; Bionectriaceae.